This is a messenger RNA of Bombus terrestris (buff-tailed bumblebee), 2903 nucleotides long. RefSeq names its product nuclear pore complex protein Nup93. The transcript has 6 exons. Gene Ontology annotation, biological process: protein import into nucleus; poly(A)+ mRNA export from nucleus. The record is from RefSeq and is a predicted model, not a curated record. Lineage: Eukaryota; Metazoa; Arthropoda; Insecta; Hymenoptera; Apidae. The coding region runs from base 136 to 2655 and encodes 839 amino acids. Gene Ontology annotation, molecular function: structural constituent of nuclear pore. Gene Ontology annotation, cellular component: nuclear pore.
ACUUAAAAACGUGGGUUCUUGUAUAUGCUAUAUUUAGUUAACCUCAGCACUUGGCCGCAUGGUGCAGCAUCUCUACUCUGAAACUACGAGCGUGAACGCUCUCGUCUUUUUCCUAACUGGAUAGUGCUGUAACUUAUGGGCGAUGGAAUCCAUGGACGUUGUGUUUUAAAUAUGAACAAUCUUGCAUACACCGAUUUGUUAACCAUGAAUUCUUCUAGAGUAUCUGGAGACACAGGCUUUAGUGAAUUAUUGCGAUCAGCAGAAAGAUUAUCUGCUGCUGUAGAAAGCAAUGAAGAACUUCCUCAAGUUGAGAGAAAUCUUCGUCAAAUUUUAGAGGCUUCCAACGAACUCUGGUCUCGUGUCACACAGACCGGCACUCAAGAUAAUCAAGUACAGGCGCAUCUCUUGCUUGGCUCACGCGGUGUUGAUUUACCUCAGAUUUCACAGAAAUUAAGUUCACUUAGUGCAAGACGUACAUUUGAACCUUUAGAUCCUAUUGCAGAUACAGAUAUAGUUAGUUACCUUAGGAAUGAGAAAGAAAAUGCUAUAUUGUCAAUCAUUGAACAAGUCCAUAAAGAUACUUUUGAACUUACUAGAGUUCAACAAAUGGAACAUAUGCUAGGUGAAUGGAAACAAAUGCGGUUUGAGAUAAUAAAUGCCAUGACAGCUCCGUCUGGGGAGCUUGUAGAUUUACGUGGUACUCCACAACGUACUAAAUUAGCUGGUUCCAUGAUUAGUGGCUUAUCUGAUAUAGAAGUAGCUUAUGUGAAACAGUUACAAAACUAUAAUGAUCAUGUGCUUAGGGGAAUAACUAAACCUAACUUGUUUAAUGCGUUUUGCGAAGCUGCAAACUCGUUUAAUGAUAAAAAAAUUGUGGAUCUUUGGAAAAUGGUUAAGCGUAUGGUAGACAUUCGACCAAUUCCCAGAGAAGAUCAAAUCAAAUCAAGAAGUACAGCUAUUGUUGAACAAGAAAUUGUGUUACAUGCAAGAAAGUACUUAGAAGAUAGAUAUAAGGAAUUUAUGAACUCUGUUAUUAAUGAAAACCCUGCUCAAGCUAAAAGGGGUGGCAUUCCAGGCACUGUGCCAUUAGUUAAAAGUUUUGUUAGUGUUAAAGUACAAAAUCUGAAAGAUUUAGAAGAUGUUAUGGUUGAAGAUAAACCAUUAUGGCCUUUAGUUUAUUAUUGUAUGAGGGUUGGUGAUUACAAAGCUGCAUUACAAUGUCUUAAUCAAUACAACACAAAAUUUCCAGAAUUCAGAGUUGCCUUGGAAGAAGCUUGUAAUGAUCCCCAAAGACGUCCUAGUAGUUCUGCAGAAUCAAAUUUAAAAUUGCAGUAUAGAAAACAUGUUAGAUCAGUUACUGAUCCAUACAAAAGAGUUGCAUAUUGUGCAUUGGUUCCUUGUGAACCUGAUGACCUGCACUCUGAUGUAAUUUGUACAGCUGAUGAUUAUUUGUGGUUGAAACUGUGCCAAGUUAGAGAUCAAUCGGAUGCAGAAAAUAAAUUGACUUUGGAUUAUUUACAAACUACGAUAUCAGAAAUUUAUGGAGAGUCAUAUUAUCAUGCUCAUGAACAACCGUUUGUAUAUUUUUCAAUGUUAUUUUUGACUGGUCAAUUUGAGGCUGCGAUUGAAUUUCUGGCAAGAGGAGCGGGAGCAAGGCAUUUACCACAUGCUGUACAUUUAGCAGCUGCUAUGCAUGAACAUAACUUGUUAGGAGUAAGCCAAAGUGUUCUAGCACCUUUAAUAAGUGUUGACCCUGCUGAUAAGACUCCUGCUAAAAGAUUAAAUUUUGCCAGAUUAAUAUUAUUGUACGUCAAACGAUUUGAUUCCACAGAUCCAAAGGAAUGUUUACAUUAUCUAUUCUUAUUAAGAUCUAUGAAAGAUCCACAUGAUCGUAACAUGUUUGCUGCAUCAGCUGCAGAAAUGGUAGUUGAUACUUCUCCAGCAGUCAGAACUCAGUUAAUUGGAAAGAUAGUAGAAGAUCGUUGGAUACCAGGGAUUUUAGAUCAAUUUCAAAUUAAUACAGAAGAUGUUAUAAACAUAAGCGCUGAUACAUUAUACAGAAAAGGUCUUUUAGAAGAUGCAGUAACAGUGUACGAUCUUGCUCGCAAUCACGAGAAAGUUCUUAGUUUAAUGUGUACGCUCUUGGCGCAAAUUGUUAAUCAAAAAACUUCGCCGGGAUCACUCAGAUCUCGAUUGCAGGUGACUGCUACAGAGAUAAGCAGAAGGUAUCAAAACAUUGAAAUACAAGCACCAUCCGAAUUAGUAUCUGCAUUUUAUACUUUAAAGCACUUAAUGGUGUUCUUUGAUCAAUUUCAUAAUGAACAAUAUCAAAGUGCGCUUAGGACUAUUGCAGAGGCGAAAUUGUUACCAUUGCAUAUCAAAGAAGUCGAUGAAAGAGUAAACGCGAUACGACGUGUACCACCUGAAGUAGCUGGUACGUUAGCCGACGUCCUUUUAGCUACAAUGACAAUACUUUACCGUCAAUAUCAGAAAUUACGAUCAAUGGAACCAGGUGAUGAAGAAGCAAGGAAACAGCAACUUCUUGAUCUUCGGGAACAAGCGCGAGCUUUAACUAGUUUCGCAGGAACACUUCCAUAUCGUAUGCCAAAUGAAACGAAUAGCAAACUUGUACAAAUGGAGAUCCUUAUGUGCUGAAUCAAACGUGUUAUAUUUGUUGUUUUAUUUUCGAUACAGUACUUUAAGUAAAUACGACAGAUAUAUUUGUGCGAAUACUGGAUUUUCGAAGCACAAAAACGAUCAAUGUACUGAAUACACAAUUCUUCUAUUUCUUAUAGAAUUUAUGAAUACAAUGUAUAUAUCUUUUUGUACUUCGUUAAACAAUAAUUAGAAAUAGGAUAAAUGUACUGACUUUUAAAAAUAACAAUUGAACAUAAGAAAUACAA